Molecule: messenger RNA, 495 nt
Organism: Cottoperca gobio
Lineage: Eukaryota; Metazoa; Chordata; Actinopteri; Perciformes; Bovichtidae
Product: myelin transcription factor 1-like
Exons: 2
Coding region: 34-360 (108 amino acids)
Source: RefSeq, a predicted model, not a curated record
UUCCACGGCGGUUGUCAGUCAGUCAGUCACUGGAUGGACCACGCUGCUCUCUGCAUCGGCCCGCCCGACUCCGUCAGGCAGCCUGCGAUCUCUAGAUCCCGCCUGCUGCCCAAGACACACUCUGCCGUCAAGCUAGUUCCCUGCAUAGCGUGGUGCUUUGAGUGUUACACCCGAAAAAGUUUGUGCCUGCAGGCAACAGAAGGAUGGAGCAUCCUUCAUGUACAGUUCGUUGAGGGCUGGAGAUGUGUCAGCCUGGAGGAGGAGGAAGAGGAGGAGGAGGAGGAGGAGGAGGAGGAAGAGGAAGAGGAAGAGGAAGAAGAAGAAGAAGAAGAAGAAGAAGAAGAAGAAUAUAGAAUAUAGAAACUUGAUACUGACUGGACAAUCUAAAUUGUUCACAAAUAGCCCAAAAAAAAGAAAAUGUCAUUUAAAAUUUGAUGAGCAAUGUCAGUAAUAUGAAUUCACUUUCAUUUUGGGUUUUCUCCUGGUGCUCAGGUU